Messenger RNA from Phlebotomus argentipes, 939 nucleotides. RefSeq names its product peroxisome biogenesis factor 2 (gene Pex2). Gene Ontology annotation, biological process: protein import into peroxisome matrix. Lineage: Eukaryota; Metazoa; Arthropoda; Insecta; Diptera; Psychodidae. The record is from RefSeq and is a predicted model, not a curated record. Bases 7 to 837 code for a protein of 276 amino acids. Gene Ontology annotation, molecular function: zinc ion binding. Gene Ontology annotation, cellular component: peroxisomal membrane. The transcript has 2 exons.
CAAGGAAUGAAUUCUAAGUAUUUACUGCGCGUGAACCAGCUGGACGCGCUGCAGCUCGACGAUGGCAUCCAGAAGGUGUUCACGGACAGUCUGUCCAGGAUUCUGGACGUCUCGCCGAAGUUCCUCACGAAAUUCCACCCGGAACUGGAGCUGCUCCUGCGCUCGGUGCUCUGGCGAUUCUCCAUCUACCGCGAUAAGGCGUCUUUCGGCCAGCAGAUGCUCUUCCUGCGCUACAACGAGGAGCAGUUGAAGAGCUGGAAGCUCGCGCUGCACUUCCUCUUCGCCGUGGCGCCGAAAUACGUGAAGGACAAGCUAACUUAUCAGUGCACGAGCAGCGAGAGCCUGCAGAGGCUUCUCUCGUGGAGCCAGACGAUGCUCAAUGUCCUCUUCCUACUCAACACCGCGCACUUCCUUCGCACGGGCAGAAGUCCUGGUCUGGCGGACUUCCUGCUGCGCCUGGAGUUCUGCGACGCGGCCGGGAAGCACCAGCGCAAUAUUGGCUACUUCCACAUGACGCGCGAGCUGCUUUGGGCGGGCUUCAUCGAGUUCAUCGGCAACGUGCUGCCCUUCGUGAACUACCACAAGCUCAAGAGGCGCCUUCGGUGGUUUCUGGGCGAGACGUACGCGGUCAGGAGGGAGAAAAUGAGGCUCACGGACAAGAGUCUGUGCGCGUUCUGCAAUGAGCGCCCCGUUCUGCCUCACGUGCUCGAUUCCUGUCGCCACAUUUACUGCUUCUACUGCCUCAGAGGGAAUCUGGACGCAGAUCCGGAUUUCAACUGCGUCCUAUGCGGCGACGACGGCAGCGAAUUUGAGCAAAUCAGUGGAUUUAGGCGGUGAUUUGAGUGUUCAAUUUUAGUGAUAAGGGUUAGGAAAGAUAAUUUAAAUUAAAUGUUUUAUAAGGGAGAAUGUUUCAUUUCUUCAGCAGAUUCAGAAGUUCUU